AUGGCUUCCAGAAGGAGUUGCACGCCUGAAGAGGGUGACGACACCUUCACCGAGCGCCGUCGAGAGCGCACCAGCCCCGACCGCGUGUGUCGUCCGUCCUCGACCCCGGAUCUCCAGCCAAGAAGUCACCCUGCUCCCGCCAUCAGUACAGCCCCGACCCUGCUGCGCAAUCAUUCGCUCGUUGGUGCGCCGCCGGCACGCUCAUCCGACGAGGAACCAUCCUCCAACUCCAACCGACCCACCACGCGGCACCCGCCCUCGCGCUACCGUUCCUGCAAAAGUCCGUUUCACCCGCAUCCGUCGACCCAGCCUUCUCGCCGUCCCUCGCUCUGCAGCAGCUCCUCGUCCGCAACCCUCGCUUCCGCCUACUCGCCGCCUCCCUACCGCAAAGCCGACUACAGAUACAUGGCGACCCCAGGCACCAAUGGCCUCUUCAAGGAGUAUGAACCGACCAGCGACGACGAGCUUCCGCUCCACCGCACCGCGCGAACCGACAGCCGCAACUGGCAGCAGCACCGUCCACUGAUUGACAACGUCACGAACCAGUGGCGCAAGAGCUCAACUGCCGACGACGACGACGACGACGACUUCUACUACCGCGAUAAACAAAACUGGUACACACCCGCGCUAGUGACCCUGAUCGCUGCCCAGCGCAUUCCUCGCCGCAUCCAGCGCGCCAUCUUCACCGUUGUCCUCGCGACCAUCCUCAUGGCCUUCUCGUGGAAGUGGUUCCUGGGUCCCUACUGGGCCGAGCAAAACAGCCUCAGUAAUGCCCUGGUUGGCCCACAGAAAUACGGAUACUUUGGCGCCAAUGCCCGCCCGGCCUUUACCGACAUGAUUCACGUGAAGACGCUUGAUCCCAGCCUACUGCCGACGUCUGCUGCCGAUAGCCAACGCCUUAUCAUGGUGGGAGACGUGCACGGCUGCAAGUCUGAGCUGGUCGAGCUACUGAAUAAAAUCAACUUCCGCCCCGCCGCCGAUCACCUCGUCCUUACCGGCGAUAUCAUUGCCAAGGGUCCUGACUCAAAGGGUGUCGUUGACUUCGCCCGUGACGUUCACGCGUCGUGCGUGCGCGGUAACCAUGAGGAUCGCGUCCUACUAUCCCGCAAGGCGAUGAAAGUUGCCGAAGACGACAUGAACUCCAACAAGCAGCUCAGUGAAGACGAGGCUCGCAACGGAGGGAACAAAAAGGAUAAGGCGCUCGCAAAGAAGUUCGACGCGAAGCAGAUCGAAUGGCUUGAGCAGUGCCCUGUCAUCCUGAAGGUCGGCCAGAUCAAGGGCAUGGGCGAGGUCUUGGUGGCGCAUGCAGGCCUCGUCCCCGGUGUUGACCUCGAGAGACAAGACCCGUUCCAGGUGAUGAACAUGCGGAGCCUGGAUCUUGAAACCAAGGUCCCGAGCGCCGAACGCGACGGCACUCCCUGGUGGAAGUACUGGAACUACUACAUGAAGUUCUUGCCCAAGGACCAGCGCAGUACCAUCAUCUACGGCCAUGACGCUAAGACAGGUCUCAAGAUCAAACAGUACAGCAAAGGCCUCGACUCCGGUUGCGUUAGGGGUGGCAAGCUCACCGCUCUCGUCAUCGAAGCCGAUCACAAGGGCGGUCCUGCCAAGCAGACUCUCGUCCAUGUCAAAUGUGGCGACUACAGCAGCAAAGAAGAUGGCGAGGAGAAGAAGAAGAGAUGA
Molecule: messenger RNA, 1683 nt
Organism: Lasiodiplodia theobromae
Lineage: Eukaryota; Fungi; Ascomycota; Dothideomycetes; Botryosphaeriales; Botryosphaeriaceae
Product: Ser thr protein phosphatase family
Exons: 3
Coding region: 1-1683 (560 amino acids)
Biological process (GO): polyphosphate catabolic process
Cellular component (GO): cytoplasm
Molecular function (GO): endopolyphosphatase activity; phosphatase activity
Source: RefSeq, a predicted model, not a curated record